Sinocyclocheilus grahami is the source of this 525-nucleotide messenger RNA. RefSeq names its product SRSF protein kinase 2-like. Gene Ontology annotation, biological process: regulation of mRNA processing; intracellular signal transduction; spliceosomal complex assembly. The transcript has 4 exons. Gene Ontology annotation, cellular component: cytoplasm; nucleus. The coding region runs from base 13 to 525 and encodes 170 amino acids. NCBI's taxonomy places the organism in Eukaryota, Metazoa, Chordata, Actinopteri, Cypriniformes, Cyprinidae. The record is from RefSeq and is a predicted model, not a curated record. Gene Ontology annotation, molecular function: ATP binding; protein serine/threonine kinase activity.
UCAGACGUGUGUAUGGUGUUUGAAGUUCUUGGUCAUCAUUUGCUCAAGUGGAUCAUCAAGUCUAAUUAUCAGGGUUUGCCGUUACCCUGCGUCAAGAGCAUCAUUACACAGGUUCUGCAGGGCCUCGAUUACCUUCACAGUAAGUGUAAGAUCAUCCACACGGACAUCAAACCGGAGAACAUCCUCAUGUGUGUGGACGAGGCUUUCGUGCGCAGGAUGGCGGUGGAGGCCACCGAGUGGCAGAAAGCCGGAGCGCCGCCGCCGUCUGGAUCCGCUGUCAGCACGGCUCCUCAACUCCAGCAGACUGAGUUUAGUGGAGCUCAGAUUAGAGACAGACUCGUGUCGCUGCAGUGGAAAAACGAGUUUGACGGUUGCCAACCACCAUUACAAAUGAAACACUCUUACGAGGUCAGCAGAGAGUCAGUGCAAAAGAUGAAACAGAAAGCGGUGUCACAUGACCGCAAAAAAAGUUCUUGUCCAAGUCUUUCAAUCAUGGUAGAUGAUUUUGAAAUAGACCCACCUUAA